AGUGGAGGAAAUCUAGGUCGUGAUUUAUGGAGUUGGAGCCAAUCGACGUUCUACUAUGGAUGCAGUAACGCUUCGAAAACGUUUCAAACUGCUAAUAGGAAAAAACUUCCCGACCGAUACUUGUUGAUUGCUACCAGUGGAGGGUUAAAUCAACAGCGAACAGGGAUAAUAGACGCUGUUGUUGCAGCAUAUAUAUUAAACGCAACUCUGGUUAUUCCCAGGCUAGACCAGCAAUCAUAUUGGAAAGAUACCAGUUGUUUUGCUGAAAUAUUCGAUGUCAACUGGUUCAUUUCGUAUCUCUCUCGGGAUGUUGAAAUCAUCAAAGAGCUACCACCAAAGGGAGGUAAAGCUUGGAUUCCACGAACCAUUCGUGUUCCAAGGAAGUGUGAUCCAACAUGCUACGAGACUCGUGUUCUACCUGUUCUAAAUAGAACACAGGCUGUUGAGCUUACAAAGUUUGAUUAUAGGCUUUCAAACAGGUUAGACACAGAAUUACAAAAACUAAGAUGUAGGGUAAACUAUCAUGCUUUAAGGUUCACAGAUCCCAUUCUCAAAAUGGGUAAACUCUUGGUUGAAAGGAUGAAGAUGAAAGCCAAACAUUUCAUUGCCUUGCACUUGAGGUUUGAACCUGAUAUGCUUGCAUUUUCCGGAUGUUAUUAUGGUGGAGGAGAUAAAGAAAGGGCUGAACUCGGAGCAAUUCGGAAAAGGUGGAAAACUUUACAUGCAAGCAACCCUGAAAAAGUAAGAAGGAAAGGAAAAUGCCCGCUGACACCGGAGGAAGUUGGUCUAAUGCUAAGAGCAUUGGGGUUUGGAAGUGAUGUUCACAUUUACGUCGCGUCAGGUGAUGUAUAUGGAGGUGAAGAGUCAUUGGCUCCACUCAAAGGACUCUUCCCUAAUUUUCAUUCAAAACAAACUAUAGCUACCAAGGAGGAGUUGGCACAAUUUUCUUCAUUUUCAGGUCGUAUGGCCGCAUUGGAUUAUAUUGUUUGCGAUGAAACCGAUGUCUUCGUCGCAAACAACAACGGAAACAUGGCUAGAAUGUUAGCUGGUCGGAGGAGAUACUUUGGACACAAACCAACAAUCCGACCUAAUGCUAGGAAGCUGUACAAAUUGUUCUUGGACCGGAAUAACAUGACAUGGGAAGAGUUUUCCUCUAGGGUUCGAACUUAUCAGAUCGGCUUCAUGGGAGAGCCGAAUGAAAUGAAACCCGGCAAGGGUGAGUUUCAUGAAAACCCAGAUAGCUGUUUAUGUCAAGCUAGAGGAAUUGAAACAAUUGAAGAGAAAAACAGGAAAGAUGCUGUUGAAAUGAGUGAUGAAUAUCAGUCUAUAGAGGAUCCAGAUUGGAUUGAUGUUGAUUACUUAUAUAAAAUUGAAGAGUUCAUGUCAGAUUAAAUAUUCUUCGGUUAUUUUGUGGUUGGUGUUAGUUCCGAUUAGAAUCACUUGAGGUCCGGAUCGAAUUCUAGUUUAGAUAAGAUUACUUGCCAAGCAAGGAACUGUUUUCUUCUGUGUACAUAAAAAGGCAUGGCAAUAGCAAAUUGUCAAUUGAGGUUAGGACAUCCAGCUUAUAUAAAUCACAUAACUAGGCAUAGAGUAGAAGAAGCUUAUUAUUAUUAUUGUUAUUAUUAUUAUUAUUAUGUUGGACAUUUUUACCGUAAGGUAAUGAUGGGUUUAUGAUUAAAGGAAAA
Messenger RNA from Gossypium arboreum, 1685 nucleotides. Its product is annotated as O-fucosyltransferase 16. The record is from RefSeq and is a predicted model, not a curated record. The annotation marks the transcript as partial. The transcript is spliced from 8 exons. NCBI's taxonomy places the organism in Eukaryota, Viridiplantae, Streptophyta, Magnoliopsida, Malvales, Malvaceae.